Messenger RNA from Dermochelys coriacea (leatherback sea turtle), 3754 nucleotides. RefSeq names its product biogenesis of lysosomal organelles complex 1 subunit 5 (gene BLOC1S5). The transcript has 5 exons. The coding region runs from base 1976 to 2530 and encodes 184 amino acids. Lineage: Eukaryota; Metazoa; Chordata; Testudines; Dermochelyidae. Gene Ontology annotation, cellular component: transport vesicle; BLOC-1 complex. The record is from RefSeq and is a predicted model, not a curated record.
UUCCUUUAGCAAUUCAGGCAAUGAUAUGGUAUUGUAAAAGGGGACAUUAGGACUUAUUAUAAAGGGAUGUACGUAAAAACCCUGUGAACCUCAUAUAGACAAGUAACCAUAUAUCUUAUAUCCAUUUUCAUUCAUUCACCAUGCAGACAAAAAGUGAACAGAAGAUUUAUUUGAAAAAAUAUCGAAGUAUGGAUUUUGAAAAUAGCUGAUAUUCAACCUUCUAGGCUGUCUUUCUAGUAAGCGAAGACAGAAAGGGACAGUCAGCAGAAAAAUGGAAGCAAACAAAUUCAUUAAAGAAAAGAGGAGUAACAGGAUAGGGGAGCUCAGUGCCAUAGAGUUACAAUAGUAGGGGUGUUUACUCUCCAUGGCUCUGCAAAAUCCUACAUGGUGACACUAAUUACCAUCGCACCAUUGAGAGCCGCUCGCCGAAUGUACAGACCAUGGACCAUGCAACGCAGGAGACCUAGAUUCUAUUCCUGGCUUUGCCAUUGGCCUGCUGGGUGAGUCACUUUGCCUCUCUGUACCUCAGUUUUCCUAUGUGUAAAAUAAAGGUAAUGAUACUGACCUCCACUGUAAAGCUCUUUGAGACCUACUGAUGACAAGUGCUUUAUAAGAAAUAGGUUCUCUAUGUAUUGUCUUUCAACAACACACAAACAUAAGAAUACCUAUCAGCUGAUUUAUCUACACUUCCUUUUACGGAGACAGGAAAAGCAGACACAUUUCUGAGUACGUCUCAGAAUAACUUCCUGAACCAGCACUCCUUCCUAAAUAAGAGAAAAUUCACCCAGUUGAAUGGCACACCCAUGGCACUAUAGCACAAACCCAGUCAGCAUGUUGCACAAUAUUAAUUAUUUUAGUUUCCUGACCUUCAGAAAGAUGCAUCAAAGUGCAAGGCUCAGAAGCUUUACACUUGUUUCCCUGAAUCACGCUAUCAAAAAGGUGAUGAGCAGCCUUCUAUCCCAUUUCAUAUCUGAUGAGAAUUGUCCCAUUUUUUCCUUUAAAAAAAAAAACAACCAACUACUCCUCUUACAUAUGAUUUUACAUUAAGGUAUUUUCUUACAAGACUCCAGACUACUGCAACAGAGGCUAUUUAAACGGCACAAUACAAAAAACCCCUAUAUGUACUUUAAAAAAAACAAAACACAAACUUUGGCAGUGCCCGAUUAAGGUCCAUUUGUAAUGCAUAGGCGCCAGGCGGCGGAGUUAAGGUUGGUGGGGGGGGAAACCGUACUCUGAAUUUCCUCAUUUUGGUACCGUUUUCGGUGGCACUGUUUAAAUUUCAAGCUGCACCCAGCUGUCGUACAGAAAACCCCCCUGGCCCUCGCUUGGUCUGUGAGCGCUGUACUGAGCGGGUGAGGGAGGAUCCCCGCCGCCUGCAGGGAGCGAAGGAGUCUGGGGCGGGAAAGCCUCGCCAGGAUGCGCAGCCGGGUCAGCAGGCCCGGUUCCUGCCGGGCUACAGGGCCUUGGGAGAGGCCGGCGGGGGCGGGGGCGGGGGCUGGCCCGGCGCUGCUGUGGCCCCGGCUGGGGCCAGAAGCCGCAGCUCAGGACCAAGGGCCGCCGCGGUGGGACGCAGCGAGGGCGGGGCCUACGCAAGAGCGUCCGGCUGAGCCACUGGGGCGCUGCCUCCGUCACGGUCGUGGGGGGCGCGUGCUCUCCACGCCUCCGCCGCAUCUAACAGGGUGAGCGCGGCUGCAGCGCGAGUCGCUCGCCCCCUGACGAACUUCAAGCCCGAGAACGGUGGCCCGGGUUUAAAUUCUGAGGCCAAAGUUCGGCGCAGCCCAGUGACGUUGUACCGAGGCGUUGGGAAAGGAGGCGGAAGCUAAGAACCAAAGCGGGCGGCCGGGAGCUCCGUGAAACCGCCGGGACGCCUCAGCGCGAGCGCCGCGCUCCCGCUGAGCCCUCAAUCCGCGGCGCGCGCAUGGGGUAAGCUCGGCGGCCGCCGCCCCGCUGCGGCCGGAGCUGGAAGUGCGGCAACAUGAGCAGCGGCCCCGGCACCCCGGGGAAAGCUGCGGGAUCCCCGCUCCCCGCCGGCCGGAAACGGGACUCGGGCAGGGCGGCGGCCCACCCUAUUGUCAAGGAUAUUGGAGAAAUUAAUUCCCGACUGCUGGAUCACAGGCCAGUUAUUCAAGGAGAAAUACGUUACUUUAUUAAGGAAUUUGAAGAAAAACGUGGCCUCCGAGAAGUGAGAGUUCUUGAAAACCUAAAUAUCAUGAUCUAUGAGACAAAUGACCAAAUUCUCCCUAAAUGUGAGCAGGUGAUGCAUGACGAUCUGAAUGAAGCGUUGAAGAGAUUGCAAGCAGCCAACCAUAGGAUCCUCAGACUCCAGCAGAGGGAGCAGGAAGAAAGAAAGCUUCAGACUGACACGCUAAUGGCUGGUGAAAAGCAGCGUCUAGACCAUUGGGAAGUGUUCAUGAAAGACCAACACAACAAACGAGCAGAAGUGGAUGAAGAGCACAGAAAAGCUAUGGAGCGCCUUAAAGAACAAUAUGCUGAGAUGGAGAAGGACCUGGCUAAAUAUUCUUCUUUUUAAGACCUUUUUCAUUGUUGUUGGAGUUUUUUGUGCCAGUACUCUUUUGCUUCAGACUUAUCAGAACAACACUGAGGUUCUUUCAGAAAGCCUAAUCAGAAUAAGAGUAAAAAAAACCUCACAUCCUGUUGUAACUAUAACAAAAGUUUGAUUUAGGAAGAAGAGUUUUGCAUACCUCCAACUUUAAGUGCCUCUACAAGCUGAUUUUGUUCAAGGUGAUUGGUGUUAUUACUAUCUUAGUUUGUAGGACAGGCCAGUCUAGAAAUGGAGUUCUGCCUUUAUACCAUGGCUACAUCAAUUUAGGGAGUUGCAAACUAGAAUUUCUUGGCUUGUGAAGACAGCCUUGUCUGCGGGGAAGAAAGCUUAAUUUAGUUUUUGUUAUCUCUGUAUAAGGCCACAGCCCUGCCACAGAGAGCAGGUAUAAAUGCAAACCAUUGGCUGAAAUUAGGAUGUACACACUCAUUAACAGUUAUUUUGAGAAAACGAGCAUGUCUUGCAAAACAGUGGAUUCUGAAAGGCUAGAAUGUGUUACUCAGAUACAGUUACAGCUGCAUUGUUAUGAAGUCUAGUUGAGAUAUUGAUUGCUCUCUUAAAAUAGGCACCACAAGAGUGGCUGUGAGGGCACAGGAAGCAAUGGUUUUUCUCUCUGUGUAACUGGCUCAUGGCUUUCUUGUAGCAUUACACUCCUAAGAAUCUCUUCCACCCCACCCCUGCCCAAACCACCUAAAAGUAACUUUUGAAAGUAUAUCAGUCCUUCCAUUAGCAUUUUAUCAGGUACAGUAUUUACGUUAAUUAUUCAUCCUGCCAUUGGUGCACUCAGUAGGAUGAGCAAUGCCCACCUUAUUGGGACUUGUUACCUAAAAUCUGUUGUGAUAAACUUAAUACAGUUGAGGAAAGAUACCUGCUUGCCAUUCUGACAAAAACAGAGAAGUGGCAUUAAAAGUGAAGCAUCCGCAGUAUUAAUUUGUGUUCUGAUUAACAGGAGUAUUUGCAAGCUCCUGUCAUCACCGUGAUCAUUUCUUUUGAUUUAAAAUCUUCAUGUAAUAGCAAUAUAACUGAAUAACUUAGCUUAAUUAUCCUUUUAUAAACCAAGUGAAAUUAAAUGCAAUAACAGAAUGAAACUUGAUGCAAGCUAAUUUGAGGGACAGGAAGAUCUUUCAAAUAUUAUUUUAAGUACUAUGUAAUAUAAAAUAAAAACAGGUAAAAAUAAACAGAACUUGCUCAUUA